This is a messenger RNA of Seminavis robusta, 1711 nucleotides long. The record is from the annotation of a GenBank genome assembly. NCBI's taxonomy places the organism in Eukaryota, Bacillariophyta, Bacillariophyceae, Naviculales, Naviculaceae.
AACACAACACACACACAAACACAAACACAAACAAGACCAAUGCCAACCAUCACCAUCAGCGCCACUACAGUAUCACACACACAUCAUUUGAAGAAGAAAAAUGCCACAUUCGUCUAGUAGUAGUAGGAAUAAGCGUCUCUUUACCUUGGUGGCUCCCUGUGCAAUGACAGUGUUCUUGGGCCGUACUUUGCUAUUGGGCUUUCGAGGUUGUGGUACCGUUGGAGCCACUUGUUGGGGAUCUUCUACCAAUGGAAUUCGAGCACAACGCCUUGCUCAAUUUCGAGGCGGAGGGCAGUCGGAGAAUACCAAAAAGAUUUACCGGACAUUGCAAGUACAGGUAGUCCACAGACACGGAGAUCGGUCUCCCAUUACGCCAUUGAAAGAUGAAGACUAUUGGGCCAAGACUCUAAUACCUCCCGAGCUACUCGACAAAAUUUCAUCCAAUACCAAUGUCAUUACCACGCCGGGAGAAGAAAACACACAUGCAGCUCAUGGACGAGGACCCUUUGGAAAACUCACACAAUUGGGGCUCUUUCAACUGGUAGAAUUGGGCAAUAAACUGCGAGAAGAACUAGUGGCACCAGUGACUGAAAACGAAGAGGAUGAUGAAGAUCAUCACCUAAUACCCGAUCCACUCAAUCCCCAACACCACAAAAUCUAUCCGUACCCCUGGCAUUCCCAACGACCCCUCCAACCCAGCAAUAUCAAAAUCGUCAGUACCAACUUUCCACGGACCAUUCAAUCCGUGCAGGGACUUCUCGUGGGCCUGUUUCCCGACGGAACACCGGGAGAAACCAUUGACAUUGAUGCCCGACAUACCGAAAUACUCAUUCCCGAUCCACAACCCCGACGGACACCCGAACAAAUCCAACUCGAAGCCCAAUUGGCCAAAUUGCCGCACUUGAAACAGCGAGACUUGGAACUCCAACCGGUAGCGGUCCGCAUGACUGCGGCACUCCGGGAUAGUCUCGGGGAAGGAGCCUUUGGUGUUUCCUUUGGAGUGGGAGAAGAAAAAGACGAAGGCAACAACAACAACAAUCAACAACCCGUCUUGGCAUAUACACAACUUGCCGAAAUUACCAAAUGCCUCGAAGUGCGCAAUCGUCUUCCACCCACCAUUACCAAGCAAGACAAGGACAAAAUUGCAACCCACACUGCCUGGCGAUGGUUUGAAGCACUCCGUCAUCCACGCCUCAUUUAUCUCGCCAUGAAUCCCAUGGUACAACGCAUGGUCGAUGCCAUGCAUCGACACGAAACGGAACCACCCGUCAUUGUCUACAGUGCCCAUGAUUCUACAUUGAUUGGAUUGCUCUGUGGGUUUCGACUCGAACCACCCACCGUGUGGCCGGAAUAUGGAUCCUAUCUCAAACUGGAACUUUUGCAAGUCACGUGCCUGCAAACGCAAAGCAAAAGUCAUGUGGUCCGAUUCUCGCUCAAUGGGAAUGUGUUGAAGAGUGUCUGGGAAGACGACAAAGAAGAACCAAUGGUGGAGAUACCGUUGGAGCUGCUCACGCACAAGAUCAAGACUGUGGGGGCAGUGGCGUAAUAUAUAGAUAGAUGCUAGUAUAUAGCUGUUUGCCAAUGCUUCGAUAACUUUACUACGGUACUCCGACAAAGAGUACACCAACAAUACACACUUCUGUAGAAGUAACUAAUUAGACUAGCUAGAGAUUGGUGAUUGCUUAGUUGUUUUAGCCAAGACAAAUCUCUA